Trichoplax adhaerens is the source of this 1113-nucleotide messenger RNA. RefSeq lists its product as uncharacterized. The record is from RefSeq and is a predicted model, not a curated record. Bases 1 to 1113 code for a protein of 370 amino acids. Lineage: Eukaryota; Metazoa; Placozoa; Uniplacotomia; Trichoplacea; Trichoplacidae. The transcript is spliced from 6 exons.
AUGGAUCCGCCGAAGAUCACACUCAAUACUCGCAAUAGACAAAAUCGUCAAGAUUUAGAUUCCUGGCUGAAAUCAUCUCAAGGCAAAGGCAAAAUACAACAAUUUCUAUUUCCAUAUAGCAUCAUCAAAUUAGAUUUCAAUUAUAAUCAUGGUGGCAGUAAGAGUAAUUAUGUUAGCUACACUAAAAGAUCGACAAACGCUAGAAGUUCCAAUAUCGACACCAGAAUCUUAGACAGUUCCUUGCAAGCAUCGCAAGACCGCCAUACUAGCCGACAUCAAACCCCAUCAUCAUCGAUUAACAAUGAUAAAAAGCGGAAAGAAAUGGCACAACUGUCGGAUGCUAUUACAGACAGCCUCUAUUGGAGGGAAAAUUCAUCAUCGACGACAUCAUCCACCAUUUCCCCUCGACGACCAGUUAAAAUACCGGAUAAAUAUCUUUCUUAUUUUGUUUCAAAACAACCAUCAACAAAACACAAGCAAACAAAUAGUCCUUUGGCAUCAUCGUUUUCGUCCAAAGUUAAGCCCGAUAGUAUAAGUCGUAGUAGUAGCCGUAGUAGCAGAAAAUCCGAUAUUCAUUCUAAACCAUCUCAAUCACAUAGUUUAACAUUAUACGAUCCAAAUUCGAAUCAUCAAGAUACCAAUAGAAAUACUAAUCUUUUCUAUAGCAUGAACGAUCAUGAUAGUUUCCAUAAAUUAUUUAAUCACACAAGUCAAAAUAAAACCACCAAUGUACCUUCCGAUAGCGAUCAAGGAUCCAAGCAAAAUCGAUCGAUAUUGAAAAGGAAAGUAAAAAAGUUAUACAGUUACUCCCGUCAAAGCAAUAUCGAAGAAUAUCCAGUAGGAUUAACAUCCUCAUCAUGGCAUUACGAUAGAGAUCUUCAACAAUCUCUGAAUAACGAUAGCAUAAACUCUAAUCUGUCUUCCUAUCUAAUCCAAAACGACAAACCAGAUAAAUUCAACCACUAUAUCAAUCUCAGUAGCCAAUAUUCUAGCCCUGCAGGAUGGGCUCUAACGAUUGUUCGACGGAUUACUCCUAAUAUCGUAGAGCAGCAAAAAAAAUUGCCUCUGCAAGAUUCUUUCAUAAAGGAACUAAAUACAGCAGCAUUCAAUUAA